Messenger RNA from Lindgomyces ingoldianus, 678 nucleotides. Its product is annotated as iron sulfur cluster assembly protein 1, mitochondrial precursor. Bases 85 to 501 code for a protein of 138 amino acids. The transcript is spliced from 3 exons. Gene Ontology annotation, cellular component: cytoplasm; mitochondrial matrix. Gene Ontology annotation, molecular function: ferrous iron binding; 2 iron, 2 sulfur cluster binding. The record is from RefSeq and is a predicted model, not a curated record. Gene Ontology annotation, biological process: intracellular iron ion homeostasis; iron-sulfur cluster assembly. Lineage: Eukaryota; Fungi; Ascomycota; Dothideomycetes; Pleosporales; Lindgomycetaceae.
CCCGCCACAGCGUCCAUCACAGCACGGCGGCAGUACCACGAGAAAGUGCUCGACCACUACAGCAGGCCGCGAAAUGUUGGCUCCAUGUCAAAAACCGACACGGACGUCGGCACAGGGCUCGUCGGUGCACCGGCUUGCGGCGAUGUCAUGAAACUCCAGAUCCGGGUCGAUCCGAACAACAAUACUAUCAGCGACGUCAAGUUCAAGACAUUCGGCUGCGGCAGCGCGAUUGCGAGUUCGAGCUACUUGACCGAGUUAGUGAGAGGCAUGACGUUGGAGGAUGCCGCCAAGAUACGGAAUACCGAGAUCGCGAAGGAGCUCUGCUUGCCACCUGUGAAGCUGCAUUGCUCCAUGCUCGCUGAAGACGCAAUCAAAUCCGCCAUCUCCAACUACUACACCAAAAACCCCAACGCUCGCGCCUCAGAUCUCGGCGGCACAUCCGCGCCGCUGCCCAAGGUUGAAGUUGAAACUGUGACGGAGCCAAAGGCCGCGACCGCAUAGCGGUGGAAGGAAAUAAAUUGAUACCAACAGAAGACGAAAGAAAAGCGAAAUGAAUUUGGAAGUGUAUUCAUAUCUCACAGAACAUACGAUGGUCUCUGUUUGAUGGACAGCAAGCAUCGGGUCCCUCGCUUCCUAAUAGCGCCUGGUUACAUAGGAGUUUUUUUUUUUUUUUUUUUU